Pogoniulus pusillus (Red-fronted tinkerbird) is the source of this 2035-nucleotide messenger RNA. RefSeq lists its product as uncharacterized. Gene Ontology annotation, biological process: proteolysis. Lineage: Eukaryota; Metazoa; Chordata; Aves; Piciformes; Lybiidae. The transcript is spliced from 2 exons. Bases 12 to 1472 code for a protein of 486 amino acids. The record is from RefSeq and is a predicted model, not a curated record. Gene Ontology annotation, molecular function: aspartic-type endopeptidase activity.
GAGGCGCAACCAUGACAUGCAUCCGGCCAUACUCAGGCGCAAAGCUCCGUGAGUUAAGGGAAACUUUUGCCCGUGUGCCACUCGAGUCAGUGACUGAUUAUGUGUGCCGCGUGGUGGACAACAGGGCAGAUUCAAUAAUCCUGUGCCGCGACGAGGUAAAGGGAUGUUCUUGGGGUCCCGAGGUGUUCCUAGGUGCAGGUCCCAAGGGGGAUUAUGCAUUAAGUUCUAGAAUAUUUUAUUGGGCGGGUUCUCUGGAUCCAAUGGACAGACAAGAACCGACAGAGGUAAACGUGUCUGACUCUGCUGAGUUAACUGAAGCAAUCAAAAAACUCGUGUGUGUACAAGCCGUUUACCAAAGAGGGCUUUAUCCAUAUCCUCUGGAUGCCCCAAUUGACCCACAGAGACUAAAACCUUUAGUAAGGAGUCUCCCAGCACCUCUGAAGGGCGUGUGUGACGCUAAAAGGGAGCAAAUUGAGUGGGCAUUAGACCUGGACAAUCACAUGGGGGAUACUUUGCCCCACCACACUAUGUGGGAAGAGCUGCUGGAGGAAUUGUCCGCCAAGGGGCGAGACCUGGGCUAUUCCAGCCCUGCGCCCUCACCGGCACCCUCCCACGAGAAGUGGCAGCUGGGAAACAAAGGCAGCCAUGUGGCCGCCCCGCGUGGAAAGCAGGAAGUGCGGCACGCUAAGGCGUCCCAGAGUGCUUUCCCCGGUGGCCCCGGAAGCCCCAGUGGAAGCCCACGAGCCAGCCCACGUGGGAGCCCACGCGGCAGCCCGCAGCUGAGCCACCGCUUCACGGGGAAGCCUAAAGGACAAAAUCCCUAUUACAGACAGAGUGCAUACCAAACACAGAGCACUCAGUACGGGAUAAAACCCCGUGAUAUACCCAGAGGGGGCUGGGGUGAUAUUUCAAGGGCUGAAUUUGAGAACCUGAGUAGAACAGUUGGUGAACUAUGGGAUAAAUACUACAAGGUGGAUGACAUGCAUCAAAUGAUGCAAAGAUUAAUGGACCACACGUUUAAAAACCGUGGUGGAGAUGAGGCAGGAAGGGACCGCAACAGAAGUCCCAGAGCCUCCUCCUCCCCUAACGAGCCUGAGCACCCUUUUAUCUCUGGUCAGCAUGGGGCUAUCUGCAAGCAAAAAAACCCAGAACCUUUCAUUAUGAUCCCAACAGAACCGGACAGAGCCGCUGUGAAAUAUCUAAUAGAUACGGGUGCACAAAUUACAGUGCUUAAUGUGCAACUGGCAAAACGCCUAAGACUCCUGCCAUCUAGGAAGAAGGUAAAGAUAACAGGUGUAACAGGACAGCCCGACAUAUGCCACUUAGCUAAGACAAGGCUAUGGCUACCUGGAGACGAAUGGAGCACCAUAGUGGAAGUUGCCCUAGGCUCCUGCCCAGAGAACAUCCUCGGGUUUGAUGUCCUAUCUGGAGGAGGUGGAGGAUGGGAGACCUCAUGGGAGGCCCCAUGGUGAUGAUCAUGAUGGUGACUAGUGUGUCCACUGGAAACAGAGCCAAAGAAAACCGGGCAAAGGAAGUUUUCCACUGGAGCAAAAGGUGAGGCAUGAGAGUGAGUCGCUGUCAUGAAAACCUGCCAGGCAGCAAUGAAUACAGUUAAAGACCACACACAGCAGCCAUCAAAUACCAACUAGUAACAAGCACUCUGCUUACUCCAGAUAAAAGCCCCUAUUUCUUCAUGAGUCAAGGCUGUAUCACAAAGAUCUUCUGCCACAGUGCCUACAUGAUGGAAAUUUCAGCCUGCACUUUCCUGAGCAGAUCUUUCAUGGCAUGAAAGGCAACAGCUCAGUGGCAGCUCGGGAAGAUGAACACCCCUGGGUUUAAUUAUGUGCCCUCUGGUUUUGUUAGCAACAAACCUGCUGUAAACUUACCUUGCAAACUAUCAUGAACAUUGUGAAAAAGAAGAUGAGGUUGGCUUCAGAGAUAGGGAGCCAGUGAGUUUGUUGCAGAGUGAAGAGGACUGUGCCAUACAGACUGGCCUUUGUAGGGCUAGAAGAGAAAUAAAACACUUUUUUUAGGA